Molecule: messenger RNA, 1539 nt
Organism: Drepanopeziza brunnea f. sp. 'multigermtubi' MB_m1
Lineage: Eukaryota; Fungi; Ascomycota; Leotiomycetes; Helotiales; Drepanopezizaceae
Source: RefSeq, a predicted model, not a curated record
AUGAAAUCGUCAGUCCUUUCAGGAGAGACUGGUCUCCCCCCGAUGGAAGUCCACCGCAGUAGUGGUAGCGGAGCUGGGGGAGGAGUCGGGUCACAGUCGACGGUAAUAUCUCUCGAGGACCUCCCACUUCACGCCAUACCGCAGCAUCCUCUGGGGGUAAAGCCAUCGGGAAAUCAGUAUGCCGCUGCUGCUGUCAGUAUAUCCAGGAAUUUCAUAGGUUCCUUUCGAGGACUUCCGGAUGAGGUCCUGGCAGUAUUUCUUGACUAUCUUGACUCAUACACGCUGCGGCUGUUGGGCUCGACAUGCAAGUUUCUCUACGCAUUCUGCAGGUCUGAUGACUUGUGGAAGACGCUGUUUGUCCAGUCACCAAUCUCCAAGUCAGGCUCUUUCCCAUGGCAAGGUACAUGGCGAUCAACUCUCCUCGGCCUGGCCAAAGAGCAGACCGCCCAAGUCACAUGUGACAACGUCUACUCAGACGUGCUCUACAGACCGUUUCUCUGUACCCAUAUAUCCUUGAAACCAUUCACCAACAAUAUCCCCCACUGCAACACCAUUCCCCGACUCGAGGACCUCACUCCCGAAGAGUUCUCCUCAAAAUGGAGCGACAAGCCCUUCAUCCUCACCCAGCCGGUGCAGCAAUGGCCGGUCUACCGGUCCUGGACCACGGACACCCUCCUAGAGAAAUACGGCAGCGUCAAGUUUCGCGCCGAAGCCGUCGACUGGACCCUCGCAACGUACGUCUCAUACAUGACCAACAGCGCCGACGAAAGCCCCCUCUAUCUCUUUGACCGCAGCUUCGUCUCAAAGAUGUCCCUGCAAACCAGCAAAUCCCAGCCUACAGCUUCCUAUUGGAUCCCGGAGUGCUUCGGCGAAGAUCUCUUUGCUGUCCUAGGCGACGACCGUCCAGACGACAAGUGGCUGAUCGUCGGCCCAGCCCGCUCCGGCUCAACGUACCACAAAGACCCAAACGCAACGUCCGCCUGGAACGCCGUGCUCCGCGGCUCCAAGUACUGGAUUAUGUUCCCCUCCUCGCCAUCUAGUCCGCCUCCUCCGGGCGUCUACGUUUCCGAAGACCAAAGCGAAGUCACCUCGCCUCUCAGCAUCGCGGAAUGGCUUCUGGGAUUCCACGCUGAAGCCAGGAAAACGCCCGGGUGUGUGGAAGGCGUUUGUGGAGAGGGAGAAGUGCUGCAUGUUCCGAGCGGAUGGUGGCAUCUUGUCGUCAAUCUUGAGACGUCCAUCGCCAUCACGCAAAACUUCGUGCCGAGGGCGCAUCUGGGGAGGGUUUUGGAAUUCCUCAAGGACAAUACGGCGGAUCAGGUGUCUGGGUUCAAGAAGGAGGUCACGGAUCCGUAUGGAGUGUUUUUGAAGCGUAUGCGAGAAGAGCAUCCGGAGUUGCUGGAGCAGGCUCUUGCUGAGUUGGAGAGAAAGGCUGAGGGCAGGAAGAGGAAGUGGGAUGAUGUUGCGAGGAACGACGAGGAGAAUGGCGGUGGUGGGUUUAGCUUUGGGUUUGGGAGUGAUAGUGAUGAAGAAGUUCCUUGA